GGCUUAGUUUUGCAUGUUCCCAUCCAUCCUGCACGACGCGAAAGGGCCCCUUAUCCACCUCUCCUGUGUACUAGGAACACCUCCACUGGUGAUCAGCCUUUGCCUGUGUUUGUCUUGUGGAGAAGCAGCAGCACCUUUUUCAGGAGUGGGUUUUUUAUUCAACAAGAAGUCCUGAAGGUUUUGGAUGCGGUGCUUCAGGGAUGUGGGCACUUUGAGAGCAGCAUCACCCACAAACACAAACAACUGCCAUCGAUUUUUCUGUGAAUAGCACAAAAAAAGAGAGAGAAAAACAAAGAGGAACAAUAGCAACACAAAAAAAAUCUUGUCUAUUGAACAAUUCACUUUUCCAGUCUGUGGAUACCGCUCUAACUAAGUACAGCACUUUGAGAAUUGUUCACAUCGGACGGACUGAAGAGGGAGGCAAGACCUGUGGACCGGGUUUUCCCUCGCAAGUCUGAAUCGGCUCUCGCUACUUAUCCCGUGAAAAAACCAACCCUAAAGGAUAACACGCUUGGACGUUUAUUUCCCUAAUUUCGCAGGAGGCUCUUUUUUCACGCAAAUUGUCCUAAAUGUUUGGAAUUCAGGAAACUAUACCGCGGGGUGGGACGACGAUGAAGGAGGAACCGCUCGGUGGACUGAACUCGGUCCGCUCCUGGAUGCACACAGCUGGGGUGGUGGAUGCAAACACAGCCGCCCAAAGCGGUGUCGGCUUGGCACGGGCACAUUAUGAAAAGCAGCCCCCUUCCAACCUCAGAAAAUCCAAUUUUUUCCAUUUCGUCCUGGCGCUGUAUGACAGACAGGGUCAGCCCGUGGAGAUCGAAAGGACAGCUUUUGUGGACUUUGUGGAGAAAGAAAAAGAACCAACCAGUGAAAAAACUAACAAUGGGAUACAUUACAAACUACAGUUAUUGUACAGCAAUGGCGUCAGAACAGAACAGGAUCUUUACAUACGGUUAAUCGAUUCCAUGACGAAGCAGGCCAUAGUUUAUGAGGGCCAAGACAAGAAUCCAGAAAUGUGCAGAGUUCUUCUUACCCAUGAAAUUAUGUGCAGCCGAUGCUGUGACAAGAAAAGCUGUGGAAACAGGAACGAGACUCCAUCAGACCCUGUGAUCAUUGACAGAUUCUUCCUAAAGUUCUUCCUCAAGUGCAAUCAGAACUGUCUGAAGAAUGCAGGGAAUCCACGAGACAUGCGCAGAUUCCAGGUUGUCGUAUCGACGACCGUCAAUGUGGACGGCCAUGUCUUGGCUGUCUCCGACAACAUGUUUGUACACAACAAUUCCAAGCAUGGGCGAAGGGCUCGCAGACUCGACCCUUCAGAAGGUACGCCUCCUUAUCUGGAGAAUGCAGCCACCCCGUGCAUCAAGGCUAUCAGCCCAAGUGAGGGAUGGACCACUGGAGGAGCCACAGUCAUCAUCAUAGGGGACAACUUCUUUGAUGGCCUACAAGUCGUGUUCGGCACCAUGCUCGUAUGGAGCGAGCUGAUAACUCCCCACGCCAUCCGCGUCCAGACUCCACCUCGACACAUCCCCGGUGUUGUGGAAGUCACGCUGUCCUACAAGUCCAAGCAGUUCUGCAAAGGUGCCCCUGGGAGAUUUGUCUAUACUGCCCUGAAUGAGCCAACCAUCGACUAUGGUUUCCAGAGGCUGCAGAAGGUCAUCCCCAGACACCCCGGUGAUCCUGAGAGGUUACCAAAGGAGGUGCUACUGAAGAGGGCGGCCGAUCUCGUCGAAGCCCUGUAUGGAAUGCCCCACAACAAUCAGGAGAUCAUUCUGAAGAGGGCAGCUGACAUCGCCGAGGCCCUGUACAGCGUUCCCCGCAACCACAACCAGAUCCCCUCUCUCGCUAACACAGCCUCCCACGGCAUGAUGGGAGUCAACUCCUUCAGCAGCCAGCUAGCAGUCAAUGUGUCUGAGUCACAAGGGAAUGACCAAGUGGGCUACAGCCGGAACACCAGCAGCGUGUCCCCCCGGGGCUACAUCUCCAGCAGCACCCCGCAGCAGUCGAGCUACAACACCGUCAGCAACAGCAUGAAUGGCUACGGCAAUGCCGGUAUGAACCUGGGAGUGCCAAGCUCCCCUGGGUUCCUCAACGGAUCCUCUGCCAACUCCCCAUAUGGAAUUAAACAAAAGAGCGCCUUCGCCCCUGUGGUCCGACCCCAGGCCUCCCCACCCCCCUCCUGCACCAGCGCCAACGGCAACGGACUGCAAGGUGAGCCCCCCUCACCCCCUCAUCCCUUCCCUACGGACUACUGGUCAGAUACCGCUGCUCAGGCCUCUGUCCGGUUUGCCAUGUCCGGCCUGGUUGUCCCUCCAAUGUAAAUGCACUUUCAUCAUCUCAAGCACCAGUCUACACACUACCACUUCACAGGAGCACACAGCAACAAAAAAAACGCUGGUGUAAUGUAUAGUCAACCGCUUGUUCUGUUUUUAAAGAUGAAGAGAAAAAAAAAGAAAAGAUUUUUUUCUUUUAAAUGACUUUUGCAAACCUGCAGAAAAAAAGGAUUUCAUGAGGAACAAUAUUUUUUUUUUCUGUGGGAUUUUUUUUUUGUUUGUUUGUUUAUCCCCCCCUCCCCUUACCCCCUUUUCCCUCUCCGCAUUUUAUCACCCUUGAAGAGGACACAGGAUGAUGAAGGGUUUAUUUUGUAUACCUGUCGGGUUGUGCUUCGGCCUUGGAUAUGUCCAAUCAACCACACAUUCAAUACUGGAAGGGACUCUGUGGACUCACCAUCUGGUUGUAAAGUAAAAACACUGAUGUACAGUACAUUUGCCAAUGAACUUCAGAAUUUCUUUUUGUUUUUCUGUUUCAACUCUCUUUUAAUAGAUUCACAACAGUUGUGCGUCUUUAUAAUGUGACUUUUUGUAUUUUUAUGUGUGAGAAAAAUACACAGGGGCCAAGACAGUUUGAAUUUCAACUGGAAAAUAUAUGAGAUAUAUAAUGUAGAAAAAUUGAUCAUAAAAGUACAACAAAUACGAGUAAAAAGGGG
Epinephelus fuscoguttatus (brown-marbled grouper) is the source of this 2983-nucleotide messenger RNA. It is a transcript of the gene ebf3b, whose product is annotated as EBF transcription factor 3b. Gene Ontology annotation, biological process: regulation of transcription by RNA polymerase II. The transcript has 16 exons. The coding region runs from base 570 to 2318 and encodes 582 amino acids. NCBI's taxonomy places the organism in Eukaryota, Metazoa, Chordata, Actinopteri, Perciformes, Serranidae. The record is from RefSeq and is a predicted model, not a curated record. Gene Ontology annotation, molecular function: RNA polymerase II cis-regulatory region sequence-specific DNA binding; DNA-binding transcription factor activity, RNA polymerase II-specific.